CCCGCAGUCCACGGCAGUCCUAGGCUCGUGGCGACGUCUGCUGCGUUGUACAAGGUCACGUUCAAGCUGCCCAAGGGCGAGGAGACCACGAUAGAGGCGCCUGACGACGUUUACAUCCUCGACGCAGCUGAGGAGGCGGGCAUGGACCUGCCCUACUCCUGCCGGGCGGGCACCUGCUCCACGUGCUGCGCCCGCGUGGUGGAGGGCGGAGUGGACCAGAGCGACCAGAUGUUCCUGGAUGAGGAGCAGGCAGGCCUGGCUGCUGCCGCCGCAGCAUACAGGCAACGGUGCUGGCAGUGCACUGGUGGGGCGAGGAAACAGGGGGGGUUUGCGCUCAUCUGUGUGGCCUACCCAACCGCCGACUGCGUCAUCCAGACCCACCAAGAGGAGUCGUUGUACUGA
This is a messenger RNA of Chlorella variabilis, 402 nucleotides long. RefSeq lists its product as hypothetical. NCBI's taxonomy places the organism in Eukaryota, Viridiplantae, Chlorophyta, Trebouxiophyceae, Chlorellales, Chlorellaceae. The transcript is spliced from 4 exons. Gene Ontology annotation, molecular function: electron transfer activity; 2 iron, 2 sulfur cluster binding. The annotation marks the transcript as partial. The record is from RefSeq and is a predicted model, not a curated record. Gene Ontology annotation, biological process: electron transport chain.